Populus trichocarpa (black cottonwood) is the source of this 2267-nucleotide messenger RNA. Its product is annotated as protein IQ-DOMAIN 31. The record is from RefSeq and is a predicted model, not a curated record. The coding region runs from base 260 to 2038 and encodes 592 amino acids. Lineage: Eukaryota; Viridiplantae; Streptophyta; Magnoliopsida; Malpighiales; Salicaceae. Gene Ontology annotation, molecular function: protein binding. The transcript has 8 exons.
AUUGUUCAGUACAGAGUCACAGUACAGAGAGUAAAGACGAGAGAGAGAGAGGGAGAGAGCAAAGCAAAGCAAAGGAAAACAAAGCAAAAGAAAAAAGAAUAAGCAGCAGCAGCAGCUUUCGAUAGAUCACAGAGGCAUCUGUCUUUCCAUUAUUCUCAAGCUCUCUAUACUCACUGACGGACGGAAAGGGAAUGAUAGAUUUGUGGUCUUAAAAGAAGCACAUUUGUCAGGGGUUUCUGCUCCUGUUUAUCCAGCUGCUAUGGGAAGAAAAUCACCUGCAAAAUGGAUCAAGACUGUUUUGUUUGGAAAGAAGUCUUCCAAAUCUUUCACUGUGAAAGGAAGGGAGAGACCCGCGAAUGAGAAAGAGACAUUGGUUGCUGUCAGGGCCGUGGAAGCGGAUGUGACCUCAGUUCCUCCUGUGGUCAUGCAGACAACAACCCCCACUAGCACUAAUAUCAUUGAAAGGAUGUUAGAACCAGAGAGCAGGGAAACUACAGAAUUAUCACAUGAUGGGGGUAUAUUGUCAACUGGAAAUCAAGAUGCAAAUUAUUCUCAAGUGUACACUCUUGAUGAUGCACCAUCGAGUGCUGAAAAAAUAAGGCUUGAUGAAGCUGCAACAGUGGCACAAGCUGCAUUUAAGGGUUACUUGGCUCGUCGGGCAUAUCGGGCUCUUAAAGGCAUAAUAAGGCUUCAAGCUCUUAUCCGUGGACACUUGGUUAGAAGGCAAGCUGUUGCUACUCUCUGCUGUGUGCUGGGAGUUGUCAAGUUACAGGCACUUGUGCGAGGAACAGUGGUUAGGAAUUCAGAGAUUGGCAAUGAGGUUCAUAAAAUAUGUAGCCUAGUGAAGCCACCGAAGGGCACCCUUGCAGAUUCUAAUGGAGUUGUUAUCCAAACAGCCAAGCUGUCAUCGAAUGCUUUUGUUCGCAAGCUUCUUGCUUCAUCACCUACUGUGAUGCCUUUGCAACUCCCCUAUGAUUCUGUGGAGCCAAACUCGGUUGCAAACUGGUUAGAAUGCUGGACAGCUUCCCGUUUCUGGAAACCAGUUCCCCAAGCAAAGAAAAUUCCUUAUUCAAAAACUCAGAGAAAGCAUAGUAAUGGUCAAAUAGUGGAAGCUGAAACUGGUAGGCCGAAGCGCAGUGUUCGGAGGGUCCCCGCAGCAAAUCUUGAUAGUACCUCGGUACAAGCAACCUCUGAAUUUGAGAAACCCAAGCGCAAUCAGAGGAAAGUUUCAAGCCAUCCAGCUGAUUCAGUGCAGGAAAGUCCGCAAAUUGAGCUUGAAAAGGUAAAACGCAACUUACGAAAGGUUAAUAACCUUGUGGUAGAAAACUCUGCUCAUUCAGAGGUUGAAAUUGAAAAGCCAAAGCAAACUCUGGAAAAGGUAUCUGGCACUUCAGGUGAUAAUGUUUUGGGAUGGAGUUCGAGUAAUUCUGCUGAGAAGAUGAAGAAAGAAACUACCAUGACAACACCCAAUGUGCUUGAUGUGGCGAAGAAUGAACCAAACUUGAUGUCCACGUUGCCUGAUGCAGAGACUGCUGAAGAGCCUUUAGAAACGAUCAAGGCAUUGGAAUCAUCACAUGAAGAUCAAGCUGUAGUAGAAUCUAAAGCUUCAGUUGAUACUGGUGGUAAAGGUGAGAAUACUCCUCAACUAAAUGGGCAGUCCAAACACAAGGAUGAUCCAACAAUCAAUGAAAAUCACAAAACUGCAAAGAAAGCUUCAGUUGCAGUGAAACCAGAACGUGCUGAGAAUGGGAUACAGAGCAGUCCUUCCCUCCCUAGCUAUAUGGCAGCAACUGAAUCUGCAAAGGCAAAACUGAGAGCACAAGGUUCCCCAAGAUUUAGCCAAGAUGGGGUUGAGAAAAAUAAUGUCACCCGGCGUCAUUCUCUGCCAUCUUCAACUAAUAGCAAAAUCAGCUCCGAGUCCCCGAGGACGCAAAGAGCAGUUCAUGGUAGUGGCAAAGGAGGGAACAAGAGCGAUAGGUCUUUAUUAUCUUCGAGAGAUGGAAAUGUGAAGGGAACCCAACCAGAGUGGAGGAGGUGAUUGUGGAACAUCGCCACCUUUAAGGAGAUAGCAUAAGGUCUCUUGUUUCACCUGUGGUUUAUCUUAUUACAUCUUUGGUGCAAGAUCAUGUUGUAACAGUGUGUUGGCUCUGAAUUCUCUAGUCUUCUGCCGUGGCUGUUUGUGAGUGAAUGAAUGUACAUCAUAGGUUUUUAAUUUUCACUCUGCAAAAAAUCUUGCAUUAUUUUCUAAUUUGAGCUUGCUUUGGACA